This is a messenger RNA of Scylla paramamosain (green mud crab), 2704 nucleotides long. RefSeq lists its product as uncharacterized. The transcript is spliced from 17 exons. The coding region runs from base 15 to 2390 and encodes 791 amino acids. NCBI's taxonomy places the organism in Eukaryota, Metazoa, Arthropoda, Malacostraca, Decapoda, Portunidae. Gene Ontology annotation, molecular function: serine-type endopeptidase inhibitor activity. The record is from RefSeq and is a predicted model, not a curated record.
UCACGCAAAAUAGAAUGGCAUCUUAUUCUGCCAGUCCACUCGUCAUUUUUUGUAAAUUGCCGCACUGGAGAAGUCAGCACACGGCCGUGGUGAGCUUAGUGACACGAGUUCAGGACCUGCCUGAAGCUUAUCAUCUAACUUAUCGCCAAGUGGCCGAAGAACACCCUCGUGCUUCCUAUCAACUGUCAUCGCCUGCGCGGCAUGUGGCAGCUGCUCUCUGCUAUGCUAUCCUCCUCGCAGUGUGUGGAAUGGAGGCCCGGCAGAGUUGCUGCUUUGGAAAGACUCGCCUUGCCCAUGGAGAGACGGCGCUAACCCUGAAGCGCUGCUGUGUGUCCUUCAUGUGCAACAAUGGGGACAUAGAGACAGUGUACUUUGGCAAUCCCGAGACUGGCGAGUGUCAUGAGGAAGAUAAGCAUCCUUAUGGCAGACAGAAGUAUUUGUAUCCUGAGUGCAAGUUUGAUGGGCAAAUCUACCCCAAUGGGACAAAGCUGCUGGCACACUGCAGCGGCCUGAUAUGUGUGAAUGGCCAGUGGGAGGCAACAGGCAUUAUUGAGGACUGCUGUGCACACUGCUUCCUGUUCAACACCCAUCAUGUGUAUACCUUUGAUGACAACCUCUACAUCUGGGGCAGCCCAUGUAACUAUAGCGUUGUGCAGACUGGCCUGACGCACCAACCCAAGGUGGCCAUCUUCAGUAGCUUUGGGUCAUGCUUCAAUACUAAUAGCCAACCAUACUGCCUCCAGCAGACCACCUUCAGAAAUGACCCCUACACUGUGAUCACCCUCAUGAAUGAGCCGGGUGAUGCAAUAUUUGAUAUCCUGGUGAAUGGCAAUGCGUACACCGUGCCGGACAACGUGGUGCAGGAAGUGAGGUCUUCCCCUGUACUAAUCCACCCUGUGCUGGCCUGGCGAGAGUUGGGCUGCGUCUUUCUGCUUGGCUCCUCAGGCUUGAUGAUAAAAUACUGCCUGCAUCGGAUGGAUGUGUGGGCAUUCCCAACACUCUCCUCUACCCCUGAUUCCCUCCAUGGCCUGUGUGGACACUUCAAUUUCUACCCAAGUGAUGAUAUGACAGCCCGAGAUGGCAUAGUCUACCCUGUCAGCACCUACCCCUUGGCUUUCCCGGAGUCCUGGAGGACACUAGAGCAGAGUCAUCCUCGGUGCAGUUCACCAAUGCCAAACAUCUACAGCAGUCCAACAACUAGUGAUUCCUGUGUAGCGAGUGCAACUAAAAAGCAGGAGUACCACGCCAAGUGCAGCCAGUUCCUCCAUCCUGUGCUGGGUCUGGACACUGAGCUCAAAUUCCAUGUUGAUGCCUGUGAACGGGAUCUUUGCCUGAUGGAUCAAGGUGGAGUUUCUGAGACAGAGCAGCGGAUGUGGCUGAUUGAGAUGGUGAAAAUCACCCAGCACAGCAAACUGCUCCUGGCCCAGAUUAAAGGAGUGUUUGUGCCACACCCUCUGUUUGCUCCUCUGGAAGGUUUCUGUGUUGCUGGCUCCUCAUGGACACAGGAGUGUAAUAGAUGCGGAUGUACUGAGAGCAGAUCAGUACCAGUGUGUACCUUGAUUUCUUGUACGGAAGACUUUUUGCCAAAGUUGGGUGGGGAGUUCUGCACCAACGGGUCUCGGUGGCGGAUCAGCGAUUGCAACCUUUGUGUGUGCAUCAACAAAGGCAUCGUUUGCUCCUUUGAUGAGUGUUCCAGCACAACCCUGACUGUCUCCACCUUCUCAACACUCCCCCCAUCCUUUGUGUGCGGACUGCGCCCAGAACCUGGCCUCUGUGACCCCGUCCUGCAGUGGUACUACGACUUUGAGAGUGGCAGGUGCUAUCAGUUCUUCUCCACUCACUGUGGUGCAAACCAUAAUAAGUUUGACACCAAGGAGGAUUGUGAGGCGAUGUGUGGCUUCCUCACCACCUCCAGAACAGUGACUCCAGCCACUCCAGUGCCACUGCUAUGCUACAUGAGGUGGGAUGCUGGCACCUGCAGGGAGGCUGAACUCAAGUAUUACUAUGCCCCAAGCACUGGCACCUGCAUCCCGGCCUAUUACUCAGGCUGUGGUGGGAAUGACAACCGGUUUGACUCCCUGGAUGAGUGUCUGCAUGUGUGUGGCAGGAGCGACACCACUACAACAGAUACCACCACCACCACCACCACAAUCACUGCCAGCACCUGUCCUCCUGAAAUGCUCAUCUGCCCUCAAGACUGUGGCAUAAAGUACAUCAUCGACUUUGCCACUAACUGCCCUAGGUGUGUGUGUGACUUCCCCACCUCUGCCUUCCCCUGCCCUCCGGAACUCUCCAUCUGCCCUACACACUGUCCUGUCACUAUGGUAACAGACCCUCUAACCAACUGCAGAAUGUGUGUGUGUAGUCUGGGCCUUCCUCCUCCAGCCUGAAGCACCCUGUAGCAUGUCCCUCCCUUGCUCACCUAGCCUGGGUCACAUUGUAUAGACAGCCACUAGGUGAAAUGAUUUGAAAGAAAAUGACUGAUAUCAUAUUUUAUACUUGAAGAUCUGCAGUUCCUUCUUCUAACCAUACAAUGUUGCCAUGUGAUAACCUGCAUACUUAUGUCUAAAUUAAUUUAAUCUUUUGACAUUUUUUGGUAUUUAAAUAAUUGAGAGGAAGUAUAAUGUUGCCAUGUGGUAACCCGCAGACUUGUCAUAUUUAAUCUUUCAACAUUUUUUGGUAUUUAAAUAAACAAGGAAAUUCA